This is a messenger RNA of Selaginella moellendorffii, 1734 nucleotides long. RefSeq names its product inositol 1,3,4-trisphosphate 5/6-kinase 4. Gene Ontology annotation, biological process: inositol trisphosphate metabolic process. Lineage: Eukaryota; Viridiplantae; Streptophyta; Lycopodiopsida; Selaginellales; Selaginellaceae. Gene Ontology annotation, molecular function: magnesium ion binding; inositol-3,4,5,6-tetrakisphosphate 1-kinase activity; ATP binding. The transcript has 12 exons. The record is from RefSeq and is a predicted model, not a curated record. Bases 17 to 1438 code for a protein of 473 amino acids. Gene Ontology annotation, cellular component: cytoplasm.
UUUAGGGUUCUUGGGCAUGGCGCGGCAGGGGUUUACGCGGGCGGUGGUUCUCGACGAGGCGAUUGUUUUCCAGCAGUGCGAUGAGAAUGCAGCUGAUUCCCUGCGGCCUGGCGCCGAUAAGCUCUUAAUCCGGCUCAGUUGUUCGGGAUUGUUUGUGGGACUCUUCUUUCGAUCCGAUCUAUCGGCAAGAAAGGCUCAGGCUUUGAGAGAGAUAGGAGUUUCCAAAGGCCUUCAUUUGAUUCAAACUUUCUCGGAUCAAAACCAGGUUCUUUCAGAGGCUCAGUGCGUGGUCGUGUGCGCCGAAAAGAAUUUGGAGGAAUUCAAAGCAUCGCUUGACAGUAGCUGGAACUUUAUAGCUGUUGAAAAUUCAACACUUCAACUUGAGUCUCUACCUUUCGCGAUCACGAGCUUGAUAAAAAAGGAACUUGGAAACAAGAUCACUCUCGUUGGUCACUGCAUGAACUGGAAUAGGGAGAAGGAUUUGCUUCAGAGGGGUGCGCUCCCGUUUAUGUCAACGUUUGGAAUGUCUUUCACUCCAUUAGAUUUAUCGUCUUCCCUGGAUCGGCAACUUAGUGUGGUCGAUAUCGUGUUGAACAAAGCCACAGACGAGAUUGUGAGCGUUUCAAAGGUGGUCUCGAACACCAACGAAAAAUGGAUAAAUUUCUCUGACCGAUUCAACAAGCUGGAAAGGUAUCUGCAAGAACAUCCGGACAUUCAUGUCGUGGAUCCUACUAAUCGAGUGACACCCCUUAUGGAUCGUGUCGCUACUCAAUCUCUUCUCGAAGAGCUGCCACUCAUAGAGGUAGCUGCUGGCGGGGCAAUUGUUCGUCCUCCUCGUUGCGUUAAGGUGACAGGAUUUGAUGAUGCUGCCCUUUUCGACAAGCUGAAGUCUGCGAACUUGGUGGUUCCUACUAUUGUUAAGCCGCAAAUUGCUUGUGGUGCAUCGGAGUCACACACCAUGGCUAUUGUUUUCGAGGAUCGUGGCUAUUCCAACCUUGCUGUGCCUCUUCCAGCAGUUAUUCAGGAAUACGUUGAUCAUCAAUCAGUCAUCUUCAAAUUUUAUGUUCUAGGUGAGCAGGUGUUUUACUCAACCAGGAAAUCUACUCCGGACGCAGUCGUGCUACGCACGAUGAUCAACACAGCAGCGCCAAUUAUUGUGUUUGACAGUUUGAAAACUUUACCGACUGGAAGAGCCGUCGAUGAGAAAGCGGCAGAAUCGGCUCUAGAUAUCACAGCAAUGCGAUCAACGGCUGCUGCGCUGAGACGGAAACUCGGACUUACAAUCAUUGGUUUCGACGUGGUUGUACAUAGCCACACACGCGACCAUGUUAUAGUGGACGUGAACUACUUUCCAACAUUCAAGGACGUUCCUGACACGGAAGCAGUCCCUGCAUUCUGGAAAGCUUUGCAAGAAUCGAGAAACACAAGAACUAUCUAGCCAGCCACGAAGAAAAGAAGUAAUAACCUCGGGAAGAGAAGGAGAGCCCUCAGCAAAAGCUUUUGGAGGAACUUCCGCGCAACUGAGGAGCUAGCCUGAAGUGCCACAGCCUCUUGGUUGGAGCUUCCUCCACGAGAUUCGCGCGACACAGAAACUCCUCGCAGUACUGCCUCUCCACCGGCCGCUCCACGUCGUGUGCCUCGGCAAAGUAGCCUCGGGGAGCGUCCACCAUGAUCACGUCCCAGUCAACCUCGUACAGCUUCUUGGGAAGAUAACUCAGCGCGAUCUUGCAAGUC